This is a messenger RNA of Vigna radiata var. radiata (mung bean), 2136 nucleotides long. Its product is annotated as glutamate receptor 3.3-like. Lineage: Eukaryota; Viridiplantae; Streptophyta; Magnoliopsida; Fabales; Fabaceae. Gene Ontology annotation, cellular component: plasma membrane. The transcript has 4 exons. The record is from RefSeq and is a predicted model, not a curated record. Bases 1 to 2058 code for a protein of 685 amino acids. Gene Ontology annotation, molecular function: G protein-coupled receptor activity; glutamate-gated receptor activity. Gene Ontology annotation, biological process: G protein-coupled receptor signaling pathway.
AUGGAGCGUGAAACUGCUGCCAUAAUAGGUCCCCAGUACUCAGUAAUGGCACAUGUGAUUUCACACGUAGCAAAUGAGAUGCAAGUGCCUCUCCUUUCAUUUUCAGCAACAGACCCUACGCUGACUUCACUGCAGUUCCCAUAUUUUGUUCGGACAACGCAGAGUGAUCUGUAUCAGAUGACUGCUGUGGCAGACAUUGUUGAUCACUUUCAAUGGAGAGAUGUCAUAGCCAUUUACAUCGAUGAUGAUCAUGGAAGAAAUGGGGUGUCCGUUUUAGGGGAUAAGCUAGCAGAGAAACGUGGUAAAAUAUCACACAAAGCAACACUUAAUCCUGGUAACAUUACUCGGGAAGAAAUAAACAGUGCAUUAGUUAAGAUAGCUUUAAUGCAAUCAAGGGUAAUAGUCCUUCAUAUAUACCCUUCUUUUGGUCUAGAUGUAUUGAAUGUGGCUCGUUCACUUAACAUGAUGGGAAGUGGCUAUGUGUGGAUAGCCACAGAUUGGCUUUCUACAUUAUUAGAUUCAAACCCAUCAUUGUUCACCACUCAAUCCAUAAAUGACAUCCAAGGUCUUAUCACCUUGCGCAUGUAUACCCCUGAGUCAGAAAUCAAAAGAAAAUUUAGUUCUAGUUGGAACAAACUGAGCAAGGAAAAGGAUCCUGUUGAGGGUCCUUUCCCAUUGAACACCUUUGGCUUUUACGCCUACGACACUGUUUGGGUGCUUGCUUCUGCACUGGAUGCGUUUUUCAGGAGUGGGGGAACAUUGUCAUUUUCAAAUGAUUCAAGUCUAAACAUGUUAAGGGGGGGAAGUUUUGAGCUUGAUAGCAUGAGAGUGUUUCUUGAUGGUGAGAAACUGCUUAAAAGAAUUUUAGAGGUGAACAGAAGUGGUCUAACAGGGGAAAUGAUGUUUGGACAAGAUGGAAACUUGGUGCAUUCAUCGUAUGAAGUAAUUAAUGUGAUAGGCAGUGGAAUUAGGAGGAUUGGUUAUUGGUCUGAAACAUCUGGCCUCCACACUGGUGAGUCUCCUAAUCAUUCCAUUUCUGGUGAUGGACUCUAUGGUGUCAUCUGGCCUGGUCAAACCAUUCAAACCCCACGUGGAUGGGUUUUUUCCAACAAUGGUAAACCCUUGAGAAUUGGGGUGCCACUUAGAAUUAGUUAUCGUGAGUUUGUGUCAAGAACUGAGGGAACUGAGAUGUUUGGUGGUUAUUGCAUAGAUGUGUUCACUGCUGCUCUCAGCUUGUUGCCAUAUCCCGUUCCCUACAAGUUUUUUUCAUUUGGAGACGGUAAAACCAACCCAUUAAAUUCAGAUCUUCUUCACAUGAUAACAGUCGGUGCCUUCGAUGCUGUGGUGGGAGACAUAACCAUUACUACUAACCGAACCAAGAUAGUGGACUUUACUCAGCCAUAUAUUGAGUCUGGGCUCGUUGUUGUGGCUCCUAUCAAGAAGUUGAAAUCCAGUGCUUGGGCUUUCCUAACACCAUUCAGUCCAAUGAUGUGGUUUGUGACAGGAAUGUUUUUCUUAGUGGUGGGAGCUGUUGUGUGGAUUUUAGAGCGUCGCAUAAAUGAUGACUUUAGAGGCCCUGCCAGAAGACAAUUUGUCACCAUUAUUUGGUUUAGCUUCUCAACCCUAUUUUUUGCACAUAGAGAAAAAACUGUUAGCACCCUUGGUCGCUUUGUGCUGAUCAUAUGGCUGUUUGUGGUUUUGAUACUAAACUCAAGCUACAUUGCAAGUCUGACCUCUAUCCUAACAGUGGAACAACUCUCUUCACCGAUUAAAGGAAUCGAAAGCUUAGUAAUAAGCAACGAUCGUAUUGGUUUCCUGAGGGGUUCAUUUGCUGAGAAUUAUCUGAUAGAGGAGCUGAACAUACACAGGUCCAGGCUUGUUCCUCUGAACUCCCCAUCAGAAUAUGAAAAAUCCUUGAAGGAUGGAGCAGCUAACGGUGGUGUUGCUGCAAUAAUAGAUGAACGUGCAUAUAUGGAACUCUUCCUAGCCACCAGAUGUGAAUUUGGUAUCGUGGGUCAGGAGUUCACCAAGAUGGGAUGGGGCUUUGUAAGUAUAUAAAUUAUAAAUUACUUCUCUUCUGUGAAACUCAACAUCACAUAUACCAAAUUCAUCAUUCAAAGUAGUACUAAGAUAGGU